GAUGCUCCUCCAGUACCUCGCCUUGAAGCGCGCCACCAAGCCCCAUGGCUUCAUCUCGGACGAGGAGGUGCGCGACGAGAUCGUAAAAAACAGGGUCGACAUGAAGGGCUUUGAUCGUCUGGGCCGCCCCAUGGCGUAUAUCUAUGGCGCGCGUCACGUCCCCGGUCGUCAUGACCUCGACGGGUUCAAGCGCUAUGUAGCCUAUGUCCUUGACAAAAUUUGCACCAGGUUGCCGGUGGGGCAGGAGAAGUUUGCGGCAGUGAUAGACUUGAGAGGAUGGGGGUAUGCAAACUGCGAUAUCCGAGGCUAUGUGGCAGCAUUGGACAUUAUGCAAAGCUAUUACCCAGAGCGGCUGGGGCGCGUGUUCCUUAUCCAUGUGCCCUACAUGUUCAUGGCCGCAUGGAAGGUGGUGUACCCCUUCAUCGAUGACAAGACAAAGAAGAAGUUUGUCUUUGUUGCUUAUAGGGACCUUGAUGCCACGCUAAGGGACGCCAUCGACGAGUAUCAACUCCUCGAGGAAUACGGUGGCAAGCUCAAGCUAUAGGCUACAAUACCUUUACUGCUGUACAAGUUCGUAUGACUAUCAAACAAUUAACAUGCCCAGUUAAAGGUGCCCUGAAACCGCCGUCAA
Molecule: messenger RNA, 631 nt
Organism: Hordeum vulgare subsp. vulgare (domesticated barley)
Lineage: Eukaryota; Viridiplantae; Streptophyta; Magnoliopsida; Poales; Poaceae
Product: phosphatidylinositol transfer protein PDR16-like
Exons: 2
Coding region: 2-544 (180 amino acids)
Source: RefSeq, a predicted model, not a curated record